Molecule: messenger RNA, 1413 nt
Organism: Striga asiatica
Lineage: Eukaryota; Viridiplantae; Streptophyta; Magnoliopsida; Lamiales; Orobanchaceae
Source: the annotation of a GenBank genome assembly
AUGAUCAACAUCAGAAGAAAAGUCUCAAGCAAUGGAGGUACUGCCGGUGCAAGACUGAGUGCUGCCGAAAGAAUUGCGACCUGGAAAGCUGCAAAACGCGCCGUUUUGAGCGAGAAGAAACCAUGCCGCAUUCAAGGAUUUUGCUCCCCGAAAAUCUGCUGCGAAGGGACUUUCGCGCUUGCGUGGUGGAUGUCCUUUCGGGAUUUGCGGUGUGUUUCGCCGAAACUAUCGGUGUGUUGCGAUGUUCUUCUGCUCUAUUACUUUUGCAUGGCAUUCUAUCAGGGUUUAGUACUCUGCAGAGAAGAAGGUGCUUCUGCACUUUGGAGGGGUUGGUCGAGCAAACUUAUUCGUGAGAGGAAGUACCAGGAAGACAUGGAUAUACUGGUUAUAUGUAUGCUGAUGUUUUCUGUUCAAUUCUUCAGACAUUACACAUUCUACUCCGGAUCUCACGGGAUAUUACUCAAGGACAGAUAUAUAUCUACAGACAACAUCAAAAUAGACAGUGCCAGUGAUGAGCGAAUGACUCGGAGGGACCACUCUGAUGUGUCUAACCAGGCUGUGAAGAAACUUGGGAUUGCCAAUUUGUUUACUAGAAGUCUUCCUGUUCGGAUUGCAAUCGUGGGUCCUGUUGUUCGCCUGCAGUGGUUUUUGUAUGACAACAUCAAAAUGCUAAAUGGAAUAUUCCACAACUGCAAGAAUGUUCGUAUAGAGUCGAUUCGUAUUUUAGCUCCAGCAUUGAGUCCAAUACAGAUGGGAUUCAUAGAGACCACAGUCAAUGUGGGGAUAUACAAUUCAGUAAUAUCCAAUGUGAUGAUUGUCUCGAUGGGAUCUGGCCGCUAUGAUGUAGAUAUUAGGAAUAUAACAUGUGGUCCGAGCCAUGGGAUCAGAACACUACACGAAAAAGAUAACAAAGACGUACCUGAAACAACUGAAGCGCAAUAUUACCGGCAACAACACUCAAACCUCACGUUCGAAAUUCUUCCUAAUAAUGUACAUCGUGAUACCCAUUUCCUAUUGGGGCUUGAGUAUAAUAUAUCGGCCAUUGUGGACCGUAGAUUUGAGUUGGAUGUUGAUCGGUAUAGAGAGCUGGGGAGGAUUCAUUUGAGCACCUUCUUUUCUCUUACAUAUGGGUUUGGAUUUGCUACGAUUGCAUCUACCAUGACACAUGUUGAUUUGUUUUACGGAAGGGAGAUAUACGAACGAUACAGGGCAUCUUCAAAGGGCAAGAGUGACAUUUACACCAAACUCAUGAAGAAGUACAAAGAUAUACCUUGUUGGUGGUUUUAUAUUCUUCUUGCUUUGACAGUCAUGGUCUCGCUUGCCCUCUGCAUGCGUUUUCUUGAAAAAGGGAAUUCAGAUGCCGUUUUGGGCCCUUCUGCGAGCAAAGCCGCGAGCUACGAAUGUUUGUAUUAG